AUGAGCCAUGCUGUUGAGAUGGUUCAGACUGAAGAAGUCUCUGAGACUGGUGAAGAAACUAUAAACGAGAAGGAUGCGGAGGACCUCCAUGUCUCGUCUUGCAAUGAUGAAAAACUAUCCAAAACGUUGGCCGAGUCGUACCCGUCGAUCAACUCGUUCGUCGACACGAAUCGCCUCCAUUGAGUCCGUUCUUUGCUCGCCUCUUUCUCCACUCACUUCAAGUACUACUCGGUCAACGAGGGCACAAUCAAAUCGCAAGCGAGAUUUGUUCGGUUCGCACUGUCCGAAGCCACCGAACAACUCGGAAAGCGCACUUCGUGUCCCAUUUCCCACGUGGACAGAGUGACGACGGUGGAGAACAAUCGGUUGGUCACAGUGCUCGGCAAUGCGGUCCGCAUCGAGCGUCGCAUUCGGGACGGACGACUCAUAAUCGAGUGGGAAGCGGACGGCGUCAAAGAAUAUCAAUACUACGAAAGAUGUACGAAAACCGAGGAAGCUACCGCAGCUUUGUACGUUUUCGCAAUCACGAUUCUGUUCUUGUAUGUGCUCAACACCGUUCCCGUUGUGCUCUUCAAUUUCUUAUUCAGAAUUCAAUAA
Caenorhabditis sp. 36 PRJEB53466 is the source of this 597-nucleotide messenger RNA. NCBI's taxonomy places the organism in Eukaryota, Metazoa, Nematoda, Chromadorea, Rhabditida, Rhabditidae. The record is from the annotation of a GenBank genome assembly.